Molecule: messenger RNA, 1823 nt
Organism: Cucumis melo (muskmelon)
Lineage: Eukaryota; Viridiplantae; Streptophyta; Magnoliopsida; Cucurbitales; Cucurbitaceae
Product: bidirectional sugar transporter SWEET4-like
Exons: 5
Coding region: 683-1471 (262 amino acids)
Biological process (GO): carbohydrate transport
Cellular component (GO): membrane
Molecular function (GO): sugar transmembrane transporter activity
Source: RefSeq, a predicted model, not a curated record
UCAAUAUUAUGAAUUUUCUUUUACAUAUAUUUAUUUCCAUUUUUCUAUUAUUUAAUCUUUAAAUUUUUAAAUUCAUAUCUUUUACGUUUUCUUUAAUAUUGAUAUAAAUUGAAGUUUGUGUUAAUUUAGGUCGUUGAGUUUUAAAGUUGCUUAAUAAAAUUUUAAACAUUUGAUUUUAUUUCUAAUAGGUAUUUAAAUUGAUCUUUUAGAUAUAAAUUUUAAUUUAAUAUCUAAUAAAACCCUAAGCUUUUUAUAUCGAUGAUUCUCUAAAAAUUCAAAAUAAAAUCUCAAAACCUAGAAAUUAAAUUUAGUUUAGCCCUUCUAAAAAUAUUGAAUAAAUCAACGACGGAAAAAGAAUUAAAAGUUGAAAGUUUAGAAAUGAACCAUAUAGAUAGGAUAAAAAAUCCAAACGUUCUACCACGAGUAAACUUAUAAUUUAAAGUAUACUUUAAUAAUGGUGACAUGACUAAGCAUGAAUAAAAUUAAGAUUCAUAUAAACUAUAAUUGCCAUGAAAAGUUUUGUAGGACCCAUCAAAUGCCCAUGCAAUGAAGAUUUGAGUUUAUAAAAAGCUCAAGUUUGUAAGGUAGCAUUUGCAGUCAAACUAUUCAAUCAAACAAUUUCUCUAACAAUUCUCUCUUUGUUUUAGAGAUAUAUAUCUCUUCUUCUUCUUCUUUUUACAAUAUGGUUUCUUUGGUGCUUGCUAGAACAGUUAUUGGUAUCAUCGGAAAUAUCAUUGCACUUUUCUUGUUCUUGUCUCCAUUGCCAACCUUUGCUACAAUAUGGAAGAAGGGAUCGGUCGAGCAGUACUCACCGAUCCCGUACCUUGCAACGCUUGUGAACUGCCUAGUUUGGGUGUUGUACGGGCUGCCAGUGGUGCAUCCAGGAAGCAUUCUAGUGAUCACCAUUAACGCGACUGGAACCUUAAUCGAGUUGGUUUACAUAAUCCUCUUCUUCGUGUUCUCCGAUCGGAAGAAGCGAGUGAAAGUUCUCCUCGUGCUACUCAUCGAGAUCGUCUUCAUCACGCUUCUGACACUUCUAGUUCUGUUCAUCUUCCAUACUCAUAGCAAGAGAUCCAUGGUGGUUGGAACCAUUUGCAUUCUCUUCAACAUUGGCAUGUAUGCUUCUCCAUUGGCAGUCAUGAAAUUAGUGAUUAAAACAAAGAGUGUGGAGUAUAUGCCUCUCUCCCUCUCUGUUGCUUCCUUUGCCAAUGGUGUGGCUUGGACUAUUUAUGCUCUCCUCCCUUUUGACCCUUAUAUUUUGAUUCCAAAUGGGCUGGGCACACUAUUUGGGCUGGCCCAAUUGAUACUGUAUGCAAGCUUUUACAAAUCAACAAAGCUCCAAAUAGAAGAGAGGGAAGGUAAAGGGAAGGUGAUUUUAUCAGAUCAGUUGGUCACUAAUGGAAAAGAAGAGUGUUGGAAGAAUGACAACAUUGAAUGUGGGAAUCCUAGAGCUGAGGUCCAUGGAGCUUGAUAGGACUCGCAACAUCUCCACCGUCCAUCUAUCACUUUUGUAAUCUAUAGAUAAAAUAUCACCCCAAAAACAAAAAAGAAAAAGAAAAAGAAAAGGCCUUUCUAUUUAUAAGUGUUAGCAAAUUCCUCAUGUUUUAAUUUGGGGGGUAAUAACAGACGAUCACUGCAUAGACCAGUGCCAAACAAUUGGCAAACCCUGUAAUGCCAUUUGAGUCUUUUCUCUUCUUUUUUGUUUCUUUCUUUCUUUCUUUCUUUACUUCCUCUUUUUGUCCUAGCUUUGUUUUUUUUCUUAUCAAUCUAUGUAUUUGGAGAAGCUUUAAUGUUUGAAUAUAUCAAUGGCUUUUUCUGAUUCU